AUGAAAUUGGUUGAUAUUCUAUUCGUAUUGAGUGUAGCAGCAGCCACUAAUGCAAUACUGAUACCGACUAAUAACGAUGGCUCACCCAAAGCAUCAAGAACUUUGAGUCAAGUGUCUGGUCCAACCAAUGAGCCCAGUCCAGGCACUUCCAAUGAAUACCAGGAAGAACCAGUGGAUUUAAGCCUUUCCGGCCGGAUCCGGCAAGGGAUAAUGGAUCAACCCGGUCCAAAUAUUCCUAAUCAAAACCAGCGACCGACUGUGAUUGUAUUUGGUCCAAAUGUUCUCAAACAAGGCCGGAAACGCAUAAUUGAUGUAAUCGAUUUAACCACUUUCGACCAAGACCAACAACAACCAACUGAUGUAGCUGGUCCGAGCACUCCCAAACGAGGUCAAACACAACCAAUUGAUCAGUCCAGCCCAAGUACUUCCAACCAAAACCAGCAACAGCCAAUGAACAAAAUCGAGCCAGGCAAUACUAGUUCAAAUCAAGUGACUGGAUUGAACAAAAGAGAUCAAAAUACCUUUAAUCGUAUAAAGAAAAGGCUUGUAGAGUAUAAAGAAUUACGAAACAAAAAACGCAAAGAAUAUCAUAAAUCUAUGGCUCUUGGAUUGAAACAAUGGUCAGCGUUAGCAAUGGGAGAAGAGAUUUGGAUUGAUGAUGUGUCGAUCAAUUUGAUUUUGAAUAAAUUUAAACUUUCUGAUGUGUUGGUAUUUGUCGAAUAUUGUGAAUGGGUCAACAAUCAUAUCAUUGAUUGUGUAUACUGUGUUGAGUAUUACAUCAAUAGUUACUGGAUUGUUGAUUGA
Molecule: messenger RNA, 804 nt
Organism: Batrachochytrium dendrobatidis JAM81
Lineage: Eukaryota; Fungi; Chytridiomycota; Chytridiomycetes; Rhizophydiales
Exons: 1
Coding region: 1-804 (267 amino acids)
Source: RefSeq, a predicted model, not a curated record